AUGGCACCAACUUCUUAUCCAGUGAUCGCUCCGUACAGUGAGCCUCUUCUACCGCAACUCGACAUUAAGCAUCCAUACUACACCGAGACUCAUUACAACCUGCGCAGAUAUGUUCGUGACUAUGUAGAGAAAAAUAUCAUUCCGCACGCUCAAGAAUGGGAAGAGGCAGGCCAGGUUCCGGAACAAGUGCGCCUUCACCACCAUCAGCUGGGAUUCGGCAUUGUUCAUCCCCUUACCAGCCCCGAAGAUGCUGCUAAUAUAGCUCUCCCUGGCGGCGUACCUCGCGAAAAGUGGGAUACUUGGUGCUCGCUUAUUGUUGCCGAUGAAUUGACGCGAUGUGGAUUUGUCGGUGUUGUUUGGGGUUUGGGGGCAGGCAACAACAUCGGAACCCCUCCAAUAGCACGAUUUGGUACACCGGAGCAGAGGAGAAGAUGGCUUCCAGGAGUGGCCAGUGGUAAGAUUAGGUUCUGUCUUGGAAUAACGGAGCCGGAUGCCGGAUCGGAUGUCGCAAAUAUUACCACCACGGCAAAAAGAGAAGGAAACCAUUACAUCGUGAAUGGUGCAAAGAAGUGGAUUACCAAUGGUAUCUGGGCUGAUUAUUGCACUGCUGCCGUGCGUACUGGGGGUCCAGGACGAAAGGGAGUCAGCGUCUUGGUCAUACCUCUCAAGGAGAAAGGCGUGAACCGCAAGCGUAUGCACAACUCUGGUGUGAAUGCUAGUGGCUCCACCUUCCUUGAAUUUGAUGAUGUUCGUGUUCCAGCCGAGCAUCUUAUAGGAAAUGAGAACGAAGGUUUCCAAAUUAUCAUGUCGAACUUCAAUCCAGAACGCCUAUCGCUGGCUAGCGCAGCUCUCCGGUUAGCUCGGGUCUGUGUCCAGGAUGCCUUCAACUACGCAGUCCAGCGAGAGACAUUCGGCGCACCCCUGAUUACUCGACAAGCAAUCCAGUCCAAAAUAACCAAAUGCGGCAUGCUCAUUGAGCCUGCUCAAUCAUUCCUGGAACAGCUAGUCUACAUUAUCGAGACUACCAAAGAUCGUCCCAAUGCGGUCAAUAUCGGCGGUAUGACCGCAUUACUCAAAGUGAUGUCUACAAGAGCACUCGAAAAAAGCGUGCGCGAAGCUCAACAAAUAUUUGGUGGUGCAGGGUAUAAUAAAGGGGGUAAAGGUGCUCGCGUGGAGCAAAUCAGUCGUGAUGUCCGUGUGCAUGUCGUUGGAGGAGGUAGCGAAGAAAUUAUGAUGGGCUUAGCGUUGCAGGAGGAGACGAAGGCUUUGCAGGCUCGAGCAAAGGCGCAGGCAGCCAAGCUUUGA
This is a messenger RNA of Talaromyces marneffei, 1305 nucleotides long. RefSeq lists its product as uncharacterized. The transcript is spliced from 4 exons. The coding region runs from base 1 to 1305 and encodes 434 amino acids. NCBI's taxonomy places the organism in Eukaryota, Fungi, Ascomycota, Eurotiomycetes, Eurotiales, Trichocomaceae. Gene Ontology annotation, molecular function: oxidoreductase activity, acting on the CH-CH group of donors; flavin adenine dinucleotide binding. The record is from RefSeq and is a predicted model, not a curated record.